AUGUCGUCCUCUGAGGCUACUGACGUUGCCCUCGAUGUCGCCACUCCGAUCCUCGACCUAGCUGGUGAUGCCCUAGGGCUUGUCCCCCUGCCAGGCCUACCUUUAAUUGCCAAGGGACUCGGCAUGCUCGUCGAGAGAGUCAAAAUUGUUCGGGAAAACAAAGGGGCCCGUAGUGCUUUCCUUUCUCAGGCAGACGAACUGAAGGCUGUUAUUGACGCGACGCCAGCGAAUGUGAAGGCCGUGGUCACCAGGUACGACGGCGCCGCGCAGGACAAGAAAGACCUGUUAGACAAGAUUAAGCACUCCGACGACCUGCAGAAGCGGAUAGAAAGUUUGAAGAGCACAAUUGACAAGCUUCAAGGACGCGCGGAGGAGCUGAAGGGCGGGAACGGGUUCAGCGGGUUCUUGAAGGGACUCAUCUACGGGCCUCGGAACCAAGCAAUCCUGUCAGACAUGAAAGAAGAGAUGGCAGGGGCAUUAGAGCUGUUUAAACUCGGCGGCUCAAUAUCUAUUGAGAAUAUCCUUGACAAAGUCGCGCAGGAUACGAAGGAAAUUCAAGACCAAAUGCGGGAAGAUCAGCGACAGCUACAGCGCCAACUACAAGAGAAUCAACGAGAGAAUCAAUGUCAACAACAGGAACACCAGCGUCAGCUACGGGAGAAUCAGCGUCGACAACAAGAAGCUGAGGACCAGAGAGUUAUUGACUCCAUUCCUCGGGCAGACGCAGGCUAUCGGUCGGUGGAUGAACUCAAGAGCGGAUUCACGCAAGGCACUCGGGAAGGACUAUUCGAAGAGCUAGAGCAGUGGUCAGCUGGCCGAUUUGCCGAGGACGAGCCCAAACGAGCCUGCUAUCUCACUGGCGGGGCAGGUCUGGGGAAGUCGUCGAUUUCCCACCAGCUGUGCGUCCGCCACGACUCGCCGGAUCAUCCUUCGCUCAGGCUCGGCGCGUCAUUCUUCUUCGUCCGCGGUGGCGGGAACCUCGAGGACGCCCACUUCGUCUUUUCGACUCUCACACGCCAGCUUGCGGCCUCCCAACCGACCCUCCGCCCUCACAUCGUCAGCACCGCACGUGAGUACCUCAAUCACGGCGACCGGCAGCAGAUGCAACACGCGUUCGGCGGGCUCCUUCGGAAGGCUCUCAUCGCCGCUCCCGCAGAUCAAGCCUCGACGCUGAUCGUCAUUGAUGGGAUAGACGAGUGCAAGGACAGAAGGCUAGUUCCCGAGUUACUUCGAUGCUUGUUCAGUCUCGUCCGCGAAUUACCGUGGCUGUAUAUCUUUGCCGCAUCGCGCCCGGAACCCCACAUACUGUCGGUGCUCGCGUCUCCCGACUGCACCGAUGUUCUUCACCAUAUGCGACUGGAGGAUGCAGCGAACAGGGACGGUGACGUCGAGCAUUACCUGAAGGAGACCGUACCGAAGAUACCCUCCUAUGCCGAUUACCUCAACGAGCACCCAGACGCCCUUGGACGCCUCGUCUCACGUGCGGCCGGCGUAUUUAUCUUCGCCCGGAUCACUGUGAAUUUCUUGGACGAACAUCACAGUCAUCCGAAGGAAUGGUUUGAGCUUGUCCUCUCGGGCGGGGGUCCAGCGGCGUCGCCCCUCGACGCGCUGUAUCUGCAAAUCCUACGGUCUGCAUUUCCCCCCGAAGACUUGUGCGCCUUACCUUCUGAACACAGGCGUCUGAUCUUCCUCCUGCGUUUUGUUGCCCUGGAAUCUUCCUGGAUAAAUGCCGAGACCGUUGCGUUUUACGAGCGCGAUCUGUCAGCCGACGACGUCUCCGACGUGGUGGACCGUCUGCGCUCUGUGUUGAUGAUCGACAAGGACGGAGAUGUGAUGCCCCUCCACGCGUCGUUCGGCGAGUUCCUUGUCGAUGAGCACCGCUGCAGCGAUAUGCUCUACCAUGUGGACAAGUCUGGAGGGCACGCUUACCUUGCAUGUGCUUGUCUAGCGACUAUGUCUUUUGAGAAUCGCACAUACUGCCUGCAGGAACCAUACGCGCGGCCCCAGCACGCACGCGUCAACUUCCAUAUCAUGGUAGGUAGCUGGUGGGGACAUGUCCAGCUUGCCAAACAUACUGUGAAGCUGGAGGAGCAGCUCUCUCAGUUCGUGCAAGAUAUUCGACUGGCAUUGCACAUGUGGAUCGUCAUAGAGUUUAGUCCUGGCUUGUAUGAUUAUGGUAUACGGUGUAUAUGGGACUAUCUUCAACCUUCCGGAGCCAGGAAAGCAAUAUGCUCUGAGUUCCUCAAAUUUGGCAUUUAUGUCAAACUGUGGCAGCUCAGCGUGCUCACGUCUCCAAGUCGUGCUCCACCACAAAUCGCCUCGGACGACAUAUCUCAGGCAAUCUCAAGGCUUCCGCAUGAGUAUCAAGACUUGCUUCCUGUCCUAGACCUCACUGUCGACGACAGCCGCUUGACUCGAUAUCAGGCCAUCAUGACAGACCUUUGGACGAAGAUAGGCCGAGAUGAAGCAACAAGGGAGCUGUGGUGCAAGGAUAUCUAUGUGGACAAGGAGCAAACUCGUUUGGCAGGUCAGGAUGCCGACCCUUCUCAGCCCAGCGUGCCUCUCCAUAGCCCAACUGUCACCACCCCGUCGUCUUCAUCCAUCACCUCUGUCACACCGAAGAUGGUUUCCGAACCCGCCCUGGACGGCGACACCGUCCCUUCUGCUGGAAAUGGUGGUACGGCACCAGUCGCUCCUCCUGACAGUGGACUUGUCGCUUGCCCUACGACCUCACGUAUUGCGAUCUCUGGCAUUCACACCAGACGUGCACCCACACCCGCAGACGAAGAACUGUCCUCCAUAUUUUCACCACCUACUCCGAGCUCUGCCGAAGAAGAGCCCACGGCACCUAGCGCGAGGGCCUUGGGAGAAGGUGAAAAGAGAGCUAAAACUUACUAA
Molecule: messenger RNA, 2898 nt
Organism: Phanerochaete carnosa HHB-10118-sp
Lineage: Eukaryota; Fungi; Basidiomycota; Agaricomycetes; Polyporales; Phanerochaetaceae
Exons: 7
Coding region: 1-2898 (965 amino acids)
Source: RefSeq, a predicted model, not a curated record